This is a messenger RNA of Monomorium pharaonis (pharaoh ant), 1711 nucleotides long. Its product is annotated as probable alpha-ketoglutarate-dependent hypophosphite dioxygenase. Gene Ontology annotation, molecular function: phytanoyl-CoA dioxygenase activity. Lineage: Eukaryota; Metazoa; Arthropoda; Insecta; Hymenoptera; Formicidae. The record is from RefSeq and is a predicted model, not a curated record. Gene Ontology annotation, biological process: fatty acid alpha-oxidation. The transcript is spliced from 2 exons. The coding region runs from base 736 to 1572 and encodes 278 amino acids.
GACAAUUUAGUUCUAGAAUAUUAGAUGGAUUAAUGUUACAUAAUCAUAUUAUAAUUUUAAGAUUAAUGGAACAGUAUUAAGCACUGAAUGUUUGAUAGUAUUAAUGUGUUUUUUACCGCUGACAUUGCGUUGAUGUCAGUAUGACUUGACAAGUGUCCUCUGAGGUCAUAUGAUAGAAAUUUCCAUUCACUAUCAGAGAGAGCAGAGCAGUACUUUUUAUUUGUAUUAACAUCUUACAAACAUGAUAAGCCUUAUUAGCCAGUCAUUGAAGUUAUGUAAUUGGGAUUGCAAUGCAAAAAUUAUGUAAUAAUAAAUUUUAUUAAUAGAUCUUUAUAGUAAAAUAGACAAGGUAAGAAUGUUAUUGUCGAUUUAUUGUAAGAUGAAUUUUGUAAUUGCCAUUGAUAUUUUAUAUUGUAUACAUAAUUAUAACAGUUAAAUAUUUUUAUCUUAUCAAAUUUGUGGUUUAAUUGUUGUACCACUAAUCUUACGUCAUAAGCUAUGCGAUUAUUUAUUAGAAAAUCUUAAAAGAGGACAGAAACAUGCGGAAAACACAUGUGAUUGUUUAGAAACAAUGAUUAUACAUUAAUCUACUUUUUAUCAUGAAUACAGUAUCCCUCCCAAACAAACACUUUUGGAGUAGGGCAAUAUGUAUAUUAAUACUUGUCGCGAGACGCGACAUUGCAUUCCUUGAAGUGGUCAUCUCGUGUAAGAAAAGUUUAAAAUUCGUGAUUGAAAAUGGCUCCUCUGAAAUUUUUAACACCCGAGCAGAAGCAGUUCUGGCAGGAUAAUGGUUACAUAAAGUUAUCGAAUGUGUUCUCUUUGAAGGAGAUAAACGAAAUAUCAGACGCCUAUACUGAAUUGUUCGAGAGAAAAUAUCGGAUACAUCAGUCAGAGGGUCUGGAAGCACGCUGGUCUGGAGAAGAAAUGAAAAAAUUGGCUGGAGAUGUUGGAGAUUAUACUGUAAGGUCUAUUCACAAUCUACAAAUGCACAAUGCCGUUUUCACUCGAACUAUUAUGCACCCGAAUUUACUGGAUGCUCUUGAGGAUGUCAUGGACACCACGGACAUACUGCUGCAUCACACUAAAGCGCAUGUAAAGCCGCCGGAGAAGGGAGCGCCUUACUUAAUGCAUCAGGAUUAUCAUUACUUUCCCUUCAAGAAACACAGUAUGAUGGCUGUGUUUCUACAUUUGGACGACACAACACCAGAAAACGGUGGUUUGGCAGUAUAUCCUGGCAGCCAUAAACUGGGACCGUUGGAGGAUCACGCUCCCAAAGAAGCAGCAGACGGAAAGGGUGAACAAUUUCACUGGGUUGAUCCAAAAAAAUACCCUUUAUCCAAAGCUGUUCCCAUCUCUGCCAAAAAGGGUGAAGUUAUUAUCUUUUCGUAUCUGUUGCUUCACGGUUCGUAUCUGAACUUGUCGGACAGAAACCGACGCAUGUUUCUCAUACAAGUGAGGGCCGCUGAUGACGAGCCGGUCGAGGAUGUGCACAAUUCUCUCUGUCAGAACAUGGUUCUUCGCGGCAAAAAUGUUAACAGUGACGCAUCAUAUAUCAAUCGAUAUACACAUUAAUCUAACGUACUAUAAAUCUAAUAUAAGCCAACAUUUACUCUUUUUUAAAUCUGAAUGAAUGAAGAAUCCUUAAGAAUCUCUAGAAUGUAAAUCUGAUUGACAAAGAAUGUUUUUUAUUAAAUUUGGCUAUGUAAACCUA